AUGGCAGACAUCAGUCCCAAGAAUGAAGCCCUUGAGGCUCAAGAGGGUUCCCCAAGACUGGAUGAAAAGCCAGGUUCCAGUGAAGUCACCACCGAGCAUGAGAAGUCAUGGGCCACUCGCAAUGGACUCACUCUCGAGUCCUUUACCGCCCACGAGGAUCAUGGCAAGGGAUCGGUAGAACUUGAGCGACGGAUGAAGCCUCGCCAUCUCAACAUGAUUGCCAUCGGCGGCAGUAUCGGUGCUGGUUUCUUCGUCGGUAGUGGAGCUGCCUUGCAAACAGGUGGUCCCGGCUCUGUUCUUAUCGGUUUCCUUAUCAUGGGUGUCAUGAUGUUCAACGUCGUCUAUGCCCUUGGUGAGCUUGCUGUCAUGUAUCCCGUGUCUGGUGGUUUCUACACGUACGCCAACCGAUUCGUUGAUCCUUCCUGGGGUUUCGCCAUGGGUUGGAACUAUGUCAUGCAAUGGGCUUUCGUCUUGCCUCUGGAACUGACAGUCUGCGGUACUGUCAUUCAGUACUGGGCUCCCACCAGCAACGUCGCCAUCUGGAUUAGUGUCUUCCUAGUCGUCAUCAUCAUCAUCAACAUCUUCGGUACUCUUGGAUACGCCGAAGAAGAAUUCUGGGCUUCGCUUCUCAAGCUUUCGGCAACUGUCAUUUUCAUGAUCGUUGCUGUUGUCCUUGUCUGUGGUGGUGGACCUUCUGACGGCAUGUAUCACGAAUACUGGGGCGCCCGACUCUGGUAUGACCCAGGUGCCUUUCAACACGGCUUCCGAGGAUUCUGUGGUGUCUUUGUCACUGCUGCUUUCUCAUUCAGCGGUACCGAACUUGUUGGUCUCGCUGCCGCUGAAGCCAAGAAUCCCGCCAAGGCCCUCCCCGGCGCCAUCAAGCAAGUCUUUUGGCGAAUCACCCUCUUCUACGUUGUUGGUCUUCUCCUCGUUGGUCUUCUUGUCGACUCCACCGACAAGCGACUGUUGAACGCUGGCAGCGAUGACCCUAGCGCCUCUCCCUUUGUCAUCGCCGUCGCCAACGCCGGUCUCAAGGGUUACGAUUCGUUCAUGAACGUCAUCAUCUUGGUUUCCGUCUUGUCUAUCGGUGUGUCAUGUGUGUACGGUGGUAGCCGAACCCUUGUUGCUCUCGCCCAGCAAGGUUUCGCUCCCAAGUUCUUUGCAUACAUUGACAAGUCGGGCCGUCCCCUUCCUGCCGUCACCUCCAUCAUCUUGAUCGGCUUCUUGGGUUAUCUCAGUGUGAACGGAAACGGAAGCACCGUCUUCACCUGGCUGCAGGCUCUUUCUGGUCUGGCUGCGUUGUUCACCUGGGGAUCUAUCUGUCUCUGCCACAUCCGAUUCCGACAUGCUUGGAAGUAUCACGGCCACACUCUCGACGAGAUCCCUUUCAAGGCUGUUGCCGGUAUUUGGGGUUCAUACAUUGGCCUGGGACUCAACAUCAUCGUUCUGAUUGCUCAGUUCUACACUGCCAUCACCAACCUCGACGGCUCCGUCGGUGAUGCCGAGUCCUUCUUCGAGUCCUACCUGGCCUUCCCCGUUGUCAUUGUCUUUUACAUCUUUGGCUACAUCUGGAAGAGACAGGGUUGGUUGAAGCUUAGCGAGAUUGACCUCGACACUGGUCUCCGUGAGCAUGACUGGGACAGCAUCAACGCUUACCGUCGUGAGCUUGCUGCGGCGCCCGCCUGGAAGCGUGUGCUGAACAUCAUGUUCUAA
Molecule: messenger RNA, 1713 nt
Organism: Fusarium keratoplasticum
Lineage: Eukaryota; Fungi; Ascomycota; Sordariomycetes; Hypocreales; Nectriaceae
Product: Amino-acid permease inda1
Exons: 5
Coding region: 1-1713 (570 amino acids)
Biological process (GO): amino acid transmembrane transport
Cellular component (GO): membrane
Molecular function (GO): amino acid transmembrane transporter activity
Source: RefSeq, a predicted model, not a curated record